Molecule: messenger RNA, 1491 nt
Organism: Mesorhabditis spiculigera
Lineage: Eukaryota; Metazoa; Nematoda; Chromadorea; Rhabditida; Rhabditidae
Source: the annotation of a GenBank genome assembly
AUGUCCGACUUAAUAAUAUCUUCAACGAUCCCAUUCCAUCAACAAAUAUUACAAAAUGCGAAACAAUAUGGUAACGACAACGCAUUAACUGACCACUCGGGCACAAUCACCUAUGAUGAGCUAAAUGGACUGGCAAAUCGAUAUGCAAAUGCCCUCUCAUCACUUGGAAUCAACAAAGGAAGCAAUGUUCUAUUGAUCCUGGGAAAUUGCAAAGAAUAUCCAUUAAUAUUCCUGGGAUCGGCAUUGCUUGGCGCGACAAUAUCUGGAGGGAGUGUCUAUCUAACUGUUGAAGAGAUAAAAUAUUUAUGCAAGGAGGCCGAUUCUGGGUUGGUGAUCACGGACUCGGCUCUCGAUUUGGGAAUUGAGACGAAGGUGAUAACAUUAGCUGAAUUGCAAGAAAUGGCGGAAACAAGAUCUGACGAAUUUUUAAUGUACCCCGAUACUGACCUACAGGAUGUUUUGAUCGAACCAUUUAGUAGUGGGACGACCGGCCACCCGAAAUGUGUUCAGCUGACUCAUCAAAAUUAUAUAGCAGCUACGAAGGCACUUUCAGACGCAUUAUUUUCCAAGCUGACCGGAAAGGGUCGAAGAUGUACACUCGCCUUUCUACCAUUCUAUCAUGGCUCGGGGUUUUGGGCGCUGGUUUAUUGCCUAUUGGCUGGGCACCAUUCCGUUAUAAUGUCGGAAUUUCAUCCAUUAUUGAUGCUGGAAGCUAUUGAGAAACAUCAGGUGGACGUAAUCAACGUGGUUCCAUCAAUUGUAUCGGCUUUGGUCCGACUACCAAAUGAAUCAUUCGACCUUUCAUCCCUGGAAGUGGUCCUCUGCGGUUCAGCUCCACUUGGCAAAGAACUGUGCCAAGCUUUUAUGGCUAAAUUCCCGCAAGUUACCGCUCUAGUACAAGGGUACGGCAUGACGGAAAUUGUGGUUUUGUCUCAUAUAUUGCCAAUCGAGAGUGAGAAGGAAUCCUGGGGAAGUUGCGGCAAACUUUUGCCCGGUUUUGAGGCGAAGCUGAUCAAUAUUGAUGGGGAGAUAGUUGAGGAGCGUGGGGCUUGGGGAGAGUUGUUUUUGAAGUCGGAAGCCAUUUUCAAGGGUUAUAAAGGCGGUCAAGAUUCCGGGAAGGAUGAAGAUGGGUGGUUAGCGAGUGGGGAUAUCGCUUACCAGGAUGUUCAUGGGCUAUUUUAUAUCGUUGAUCGGAAGAAGGAUUUGAUAAAGGUUAACGGUAUGCAAGUGGCUCCGGUUCAGUUGGAAUCCGUCCUCCUCACCCAUCCAAAAAUUGCUGAAGCCGCCGUCAUCAGAACCAGCCAUGAACAAUAUGGUGAAGUACCAAAAGCAUUUCUCGUGCCAACCGAUGGAUGCUCCAUAGACCCAAAAGAAAUCCACGAUUUCAUGAAAGAGCAUGUUGCCCCGUUCAAGCAACUUCGCGGAGGGAUUGUUAUCCUGGAAGAGCUACCGAAGACCAAAUCCGGGAAGAUUGCGAGAAAUUUGCUGAAG